Messenger RNA from Bacidia gigantensis, 1716 nucleotides. RefSeq lists its product as uncharacterized. Gene Ontology annotation, molecular function: zinc ion binding; DNA-binding transcription factor activity, RNA polymerase II-specific. Gene Ontology annotation, biological process: regulation of DNA-templated transcription. Lineage: Eukaryota; Fungi; Ascomycota; Lecanoromycetes; Lecanorales; Ramalinaceae. The record is from RefSeq and is a predicted model, not a curated record. Bases 1 to 1716 code for a protein of 571 amino acids. The transcript has 3 exons.
AUGUUAGACGAACCGUCGCGACAGCCAACACUCUGCUCCUUUCCUCCGAAUUUUUCGAUCUCUUGGUCUACUCGCUUCCAUCGAAGCAACUUACCGAUAUGGUUGGGGUGGCUGGAAGGUCGAAAGCAUGUCAUACGUGCAAGCAAAGACGGAUGGCUGUCAGUCGCAACAAUCAGACGAUGCGAUGCAAAGAGGCCACAGUGUAGCCAAUGUAUCAAGUCCAAAAGAGUAUGUGCUGGCUACCAGCGCGAGAUGAUCUUUGUUGAAGCGGUCGUCGUUGGGACUCGAUCUACACCCAAGAAACCCUCCCCAGCCAGUACAGUCUUUCGUCCGGAAACGAUCAAAGCUCUCAGUACUAGUCGAUGUAAGGCACCAAAGCAAUUGCCUACUCUUUGCAACGAUACUUCUAUAUCCACCAACAGCGGUCACGCAAGUAACGGCAUACCCAUGGACAAUGAUACAUUCUGUCAAGCCCAAUUUCGCAAGCAACUACUCAGUGCCUACAUAUCUUCCUACAUCCCAGAGUUCGUUUUAGGAACCUCCAACGGCAAACCUUGGCUCAUGAGCUUGCCAGAAGUUUCUUCACCUACCAAAGCUUUAGAAGUGUCAACUGCUGCGCUGUGUACUGCAAGGCUUGCUUUUAUCAGUGGCAAUGAUUCGUUGGCAGCCGAGAGCAGGAUACUGUACGGUUCGGGGUUGAAAGAGCUCCAGCAUGCCCUGUGGGAUGAAUCCCAGAUGUACAGGGAUGAAACACUUGCGGCUUGCAUGAAUCUAGCUUUCUACGAGCUCACAGAGUGCCCCGGAAAAAGUAGAUAUGGUUACCUCAAUCACCAUAGCGGCCUCGCGACCUUGGUCCAGCUUCGCGGCCCUGGUGCAUUCAUGAGUGGGCUUGCUCAUGAUGUUUUCUCUCUCUUUCGCGUCCAAGCUAUUUUGUCCGCGCUUCGGGAACAUAGAACUACCUAUCUAUCGUCUUCUGAGUGGAUUCAAUCACCCUGGAGCAUUAACGCUAAAAGUCCCAUCGAUCAGCUUGUAGACUUCUUCGCAGAGGCUCCUGGUCUAUAUCUAGCAGCUGACCAGCUCAAAAUCCUCGGUUUCCCUACAGUACUAGAAGCGUCCCUAGACCUCAUUGAUCGAUGUUGGGAUCUUGAUGACCAUCUACAGCAGUUUUUCGAGGAUUUUGCGGCUAAAAUUCCUGGUCCACUUUACACGCCGACCCUAGCGAAAGGCUUGGUUGCGGUAGACGACAAAGACUUACCCAAAUUGUUCCCAGUGGCAUUCCAAUUUUCCAAUCUACAAAUUUCAGGCGUAACUAUGUGGUACUGGAUAACUUCUCUGUUGCUUUGGUCUGGACUUUUUGCGCUCUACCGAGAGGUGGGUGAGGUGAUGGCUGGAAUGACACCCGAUUCGCCUUGCCCGUGUCUGUCAUGUGGCCAAAAGGCGGGCUCCUGCUCGAUCAAAGCUCGCCUCAUUAAUCUUCGGCAACUUGGAGAGCAAAGGAGAGACUAUCUUACACUUGCUUGGAAUGUAUGUCAGUCAUUUGAGUAUAGCACGCAGGAUUGUAUGCUCGGCCUGGGUCCUGCAUCGAUGGCGGCGCCGCUUAGUAUCGUUCUCGAACAAGUGAAAUCGCAUCCUGAUCGAGAUCGUGAAGUUGCCUGGAUAAAAGCUGCUCUCGACAUCGUCAGAAAACGCGGCAUGAAGUACUUAGGAUACCAAUGA